This is a messenger RNA of Dioscorea cayenensis subsp. rotundata (Guinea yam), 726 nucleotides long. RefSeq lists its product as uncharacterized. NCBI's taxonomy places the organism in Eukaryota, Viridiplantae, Streptophyta, Magnoliopsida, Dioscoreales, Dioscoreaceae. The record is from RefSeq and is a predicted model, not a curated record. The coding region runs from base 1 to 726 and encodes 241 amino acids. The transcript has a single exon.
AUGGAAAACCAACAGCAAGAAAAAGAAAAAGAAAAAGACUCUCUCCUCUCCCUCUUUGACACCCUCUGGUUCUACCACCCAAUCCUCUUCCACAACCCUCCUCCUCCUCCUCCUCCUCCGGCACCGGCGCCGGAGCCUAUCCCCAUCAAAGUAGUUCAACGUAUACGAAGUCACCGGAGAAGUCUAAGUGAUGAGCAACUACUUCAUAUUCCUUCAUCCUCAACUGCAACCAACUCUCAUUCUAAACUCCAAACCAUUCUCUCAGGCAAAGAAAGUACUGUUCUUCAAGAGAACACAAGCAUUGAAAUCAAGAAGACAGGGAAUAAUAAUAAUAAUAAGCACUCUAAACGGAGAUUAUAUAGAAGGAGAGGAAGUAGUAGUACCAAAAGCUUAUCAGACUUGGAGUUUGAGGAGCUCAAAGGCUUCAUGGACCUUGGAUUUACCUUCUCCGACGCAGAGACUGAUCCCAGACUCAUGUCUAUUGUUCCUGGACUAAGGCGAAGGGUUGCAUGUGAUGAUGAGAAGUUUGAAAGUGAAAGACAUGGAUGUGAUGAUGAUGAUGAAGAAGGUGGUGGUGGUGUAGUGAGGCCUUACUUGUCUGAGGCUUGGGAGGUGGAGGAGGAAAGGAGGUUGAGGAAUUGGAAAAUUCCGGCGCCGGUGGAAGGAGUGGAUAUGAAGGAUUGUCUCCGGUUGUGGGCUCAGGCUGUGGCCUCUACCGUCCGGUGA